UAUAAGGUUAAAAACAGCCAACAAUAAGCAAAUGAAAAUUUAGCACUUCGAUACAAAAUUACCCCAUUUUCAAUAUACAAUUAACGCAGUGAAAGCAUAAAUCAAAACGAAGAAAAAAAAACUAAUUAGAUCACGAUCGCAAUUCCACCAAAAAAAAAACAAUCUGCAGAUCUCUCUCCGAAGAGGUCUACGCCGGUUUGAUAUUUAUGCAGGUUUCUGGAAUCGAGUUUUUCAAUAAGGCGAGAUCCGUGAGGCUGAAAAGCUACCACAACAAAUACCUCACGGCCGAUUCCGACGAGGAGCACGUGAUCCAGGAGCGAUCGGGCUCGAAAAAAUCGGUGAAAUGGGAAGUGGAAUUCGUGGAGGGAUCGGAAGAGGUGAUCCGUUUGAAGAGCUGUUACGGAAAGUACCUCAAGGCCGAGGAUGAGGAGUACCUCCUCGGCGUCACCGGGCGGAGGGUCUCUCAGGCGCUGCCGAGGAAGCUCGACUCCUCGGUCGAGUGGGAGCCCGUGCGUGACGGCAUGCUGGUCAAGCUCAAGACGCGCUAUGGCAACUACCUGCGCGCCAACGGGGGACUGCCCCCGUGGCGCAACUCCAUCACCCACGACAUCCCGCACAGGCACCACGGGUGGACCCUGUGGGAGGUGGAUGUCUUGGAGAUUAGGCCGGAGUUGCCGCCCCCCACGGAGCUCAAGAGGUCGAACUCCGUGGAGUCGGAUGUGGAUUUGAGCUCUACUUCUUUCAAUCUCCGGUCAUCGGCUAAUAUGUCCGGUGAAGACUGCUACGCGAAGAAAUCAGAAGGAAGGUUGAUAUUUUACAGUGUUGCAGACGACGAUGGAAAUUUCAGCGCGGAACAGUCGUUUCAGUUCAAAGGGCAGGGGCUGGAGGAUCUGUCCGAGAAGUUGGAGGAAAUAACAGACUUGGAGGACAUCAUCCUCUGUUCUAAAAACAUUGUGAAUGGGAAGCUGUAUCCGCUUAGGUUGGCACUGCCUCCCAACAAUGCCACUAUGCAUGUUGUUGUAGUUCCAACCACUUCCACAGUGGCGAACGAGUUCCUGCCGCCGGCUCCUUCUUCUACAUGACAUAUGCAACGAAGAAGGCUAGGCAUUUUGCUCGGAGAAGUCGUCGUUAGUACAUAUAUUCGUUAAUUCGUGUUAUAUAUCACACUAACAACUAGAAGCUUUCAAAGAGAUAUACUUACGUUUUGGAGCUAAUGGAAUGUAUUUUGAGGAAUAUUGUUACUUGAACUAAUGUGUGAAAUGCAUUUUGAGGAAUAUUAUUACUUAAAUUGAUGUUACUUCACAUUA
Salvia splendens (bonfire salvia) is the source of this 1307-nucleotide messenger RNA. RefSeq lists its product as uncharacterized. The record is from RefSeq and is a predicted model, not a curated record. Lineage: Eukaryota; Viridiplantae; Streptophyta; Magnoliopsida; Lamiales; Lamiaceae. Bases 207 to 1082 code for a protein of 291 amino acids. The transcript has 4 exons.